GGACAUUGUCAUGCUGGUGUGAAAGCAUUCGUCUCGUGACAUGGAAACAAAUGUUCCUCAUAGCUAACCAGAAUAUCAGCACAGAAGGUCAGCACCCACACGCAGCCGCCUCAACAUUGGCCUGUGAAGCCCCCACCCCAACUGUUGCUGCCGCCGGUCUUCUUAUAAACUGGUUGAGCGGUGUGCAGCAGCGGACCGAGUGAUACAGCAGCCAGUGCUGGCGGUACCGACUAUUGGCCAACCAGGGCUUCAGCAGGCCGUUCCAGUGCAGAAUGCGGCCCCUGUUGGUUGGUUGGUUGGCCAGACAUGACAUGCAGUGGGGCUCGGCGUUCUGUGGGUGUGGUGUGGUUCCUGAACUGACUGACCUUGACAGUGUGUCUUGUGAGGGCGGGUCCGCAGCGUCGUAGCCCAGCUUGAGAACGUUCCACUCUGGGUCGAGGAUGGCCAUGACUCUGUUGCGGAAGAGGAUAUUCAUGGGCAGCUGGCUGGACUCGGCCGUCGACAUGCCGCGAAAGGAGGUGAUGUUCAGACUCCGGAGGAGACCUAUCAGUCCCUGCAGGCAUCGUCAGCAGCAGCGGCAGCGGCACACCGGUUCUUGAUCUCUCUCUCUCUCUCUCUCUCUUUCUCUGUGUGUGUGUGUGUGUGUGUGUCUCGCUCCGUGUUGUGUGCAUGGUGCAAACCUCUGCCUCGUCGGUGAGUCUGUCUCUCCUCCACAUGGUGAGGUUGAGCACCAGCACUCCCGCGUUGAACAUCUGCAGGUCCCUCGCCACAGUGAGGCGCGAACGAAGCACCCGGUACGCAUCCAACCCUAUUGCCGCGCUGAUGUCGUAGUUGAGCCUGGUGAAGGAGCGCGGGACGGCUGCAAGGCCGGCCUCUCUGCCGGCAGCUCGCCGAAAGGCCCCGAAAAAAAGAUCAGAAACGUCACCCUGGUCGGCAAGAGAAAGGGAGGGAGUAAGGCGUAAGAUGCAUGGCAUGGUGCAAGGGGUGUGGUGUGGGCGGUCACCUACCUGUAUUAUGGUAUCUGGGUCGAUCCAGAUGACUCGCUCGAUUGACCCGGGCAGAAAGCGAGCCAGGUAGAAACGGACGAAGUUGAACACGACCUGGUCCCCAUGGCCGCCUUGAGCUACUGUGAUGUUGUCACUGGAGACACCAUGCAGCACCACCCUCCGGCUCCACUGACGGCCGGCUCCCUCUUCCUCAGCACUAAACACGCCAACGCCCUUUCUCGCGCCAUCCGCGCACUUCAUUAGCCUCUUGAGGCAGUCUAUGUCUCCUUUUGCAGCAAACACAUGCACCUCGACCUACACACACAGAGAGGAGAGACAUGUAUGAUCCUAUAAGUGGCGUAUGGGGACGUACCGUACCUCAUUGUGCACUUUCAGGUUCCUCCAGAGAGAUCGCAGCAAAGCCAGCAGCCCGGCGUACUGCUGCCGAUCUGUGGCGGUGGCCAGGUAGACAGUCCCACCUCGGUCGCGGCUGUCCUGCUAGGAGAAUGGAAGCCCACUGCCUAGCCAGGGUUAUUCUGUGUGUGUGUGUGAUUUAUGGGUGCGUGUGAGGCGUCGCUGGGGCUGGAGCCGCCGAUGGAAUGGGACCGUCUGAUGCCGUUGAGGCAGGCAGCCUAAUACCAAAUUAAUACCACUUGAUUGAACCGCCCAUUCGCACAAGCAAGACGAAAGUCCACGCAUGCAGGCAGGCAUACAUACAACACGGCAGCUGAUGCCGCUGGUCUGUCUGUGUGUGUCUUUGUUGUUGGGUCGAGUGUGUAUUUGUUGUUGGGUCGAGUGUGUCUUUGUUGUUGGGUUGAGCGAUCCACCGUGGUGUUGCGUGCGCGUGUGCGGCUCGGACUUGGACCGGUUACUCGUGAAACUCAUACAUCUUCUCCUGAUAUGCACACACACAUUUCAAUCGCCUUCACACCACAAAUCUCACCUUCUCACGUCUGCCUGCGAUCGCGUGGUUCAUCGCCCUCUCGAUGCUGUUGCCGUGAUCACUGGGCUUGACGGGGACCUCCUGCCGCUGGCCGUUCUGAUGCCACCUUACUAGCCAAACCUUGUCGCGUUUGUGCCAGAGCACCCCAGGGGUGUGACACACUGGAUCUCCCUCCUGCGUCGCCCGCCGCGCGCCAGGCCUGCCUCCGUGUUGUGGAUCUUGCUUGCGGUGUUUGAGCUCAAGCUCUCGCGUGUAGUUCUCGGCAGCUUCCUGAACCAAAUGCACACAUCUGCGUCCGCGCCUUUCUCCCCACUCCCUCACGCUAACCCUGGCCCCCUGCUCCCCGAGCAGCUUGAUGCUGAAGGACUUGCCGCCUGCGGGUCGCUUGCCGUUGACCCGGGGCGGCUUCGCCUCCCAUGCGUGGUUACCGACAUGGUAGCUGCAGUUGGGCACCUGCGAUUGGCGUGCUGCCACCUUGAUGGUGGUUUUGCCCUCGCUGGGCCCGGCUGCCGCCUCCCACGUGGGCUCGCUGGCAUACUGCGGAUUGCCGGCGGGUCGUUUAUCCUCCUCGGUCCGCUCGUACGGCAACUCUAACACAUCCAUCAAACCGACGAGGGCAGACAUGUAUCUCGAUGAUGUCACUGCACCAUCCUGCCUGCUGACCUGUCUUGUGCUCCUGCUUGGCCUUUUUGGUGAGUUUGGCGAGGUAGUUGUCGAUGCCUGCGCGCCUCUUGACGCGCGCGGCGACGCUCGUGUCGAACUUGUCACCAUCACCCACGCCACCGCCCUCACCUGCACACACACAUCCACUGUCAGACAU
Molecule: messenger RNA, 2749 nt
Organism: Vitrella brassicaformis
Lineage: Eukaryota; Vitrellaceae
Source: the annotation of a GenBank genome assembly